AUGGCUUUGCUCCGGCUCCUUCUCCUCUUGCUCCUCGCCCAGCGGGGGCUCGGGGCUGCCGCCGGCCAAGGGCAGGCGGUGCGUGGCCGGGAGCGGGCUCUCAGAGGGAGGCAGCCUAUUUACAACCACAUCAAGAGCCGGGAGCCUCCGCCGGCCCCGCGGAGCCGCUCUACGGAGAGCACCAUCUUGGCGCAGCGGCUCGCCGAGGAGGUGCCCCAGGACGUGGCCUCGUUCCUCUACACGGGCGACUCCCGGGAGCUGCGGCGGGCCAACUGCUCCGGGCGGUACGAGCUGGCCAGCCUCGCUGGCAAGUCGCGCUUCGCCUCCCACCCCUCCCUGCACGGGGCCCUGGACACCCUCACCCACGCCACCAAUUUCCUCAACAUGAUCCUCCAGAGCAAUAAGUCGCGGGAGCAGAACUUGCAGGAGGACCUGGAGUGGUACCGCGCCUUGAUCAGGAGCCUCCUGGAGGGGGACCCCAACAUCUCCAGGGCAGCUAUCACUUUCAGCACGGAGCCUUUUUCCUCCACCCCCCAGGUUUUCCUCCAGGCCAGCAGGCACGAGAGCCAGGUCCUCCUGCAGGACUUGUCCUCCUCGGCUCACCGCCUGGCCAACGCCUCUGUGGAAACAGAGUGGUUCCACAGCUUGAAGCGCAAGUGGAGGCCACAUCUGCACAGGAAGGUCUUAAACACGGGCCCCAAAACUUUGGAGAACAGCUGGAAGAGGCGGGAGAGCUUCACUGCUGAUAAAAACCAUAUCAGGUGGUCCUCGCCUUACCUGGAGUGUGAGAAUGGGAAUUACAAACCCGGCUGGCUAGUGACUCUCUCAGCGGCUUUCUACGGGCUGCGGCCAAACCUCCUCCCCGAGUUCAGAGGUGUUGUCAAAGUCGACAUCAAUCUGCAGAAGGUGGACAUUGACCAGUGUUCGAGUGAGGGAUGGUUCUCGGGGACACACAGGUGUCAUCUCAACAAUUCUGAGUGCAUGCCAAUUAAAGGCCUUGGAUUUGUGCUCGGAGCCUACAAAUGUAUUUGCAAGGCUGGAUUCUAUCAUCCCAACAUCUUCUCAGUGAACAGCUUUCAGAGAAAGGAUGCAGAAAAUCGCUUUUCUGGCGGUGAAUUGUCGGAGGAAGUCUACACCUGCCUACCCUGCAGGGAAGGAUGUUCUUACUGUACAGAUGAUAGUCCCUGCUAUGCACAGGAGGACAAGUAUUUACGGCUGGCUAUCAUCUCAUUCCAAACACUCUGUAUGUUGCUGGACUUCAUAAGCAUGCUGGUAGUCUACCAUUUUCGUAAGGCAAAGAGUGUCAGGGCUUCAGGGCUGGUGCUGUUGGAAACCAUUCUUUUUGGAUCACUUCUUCUGUACUUUCCGGUUGUCAUUUUGUAUUUUGAGCCAAGUGUAUUUCGCUGUGUUCUCCUAAGAUGGGUUCGUCUUCUGGGCUUUGCUACUGUUUAUGGAACUGUGACGCUCAAGCUGCACAGGGUUUUGAAGGUAUUCCUGUCCCGAACUGCUCAGCGUAUUCCAUACAUGACAGGUGGGCGAGUGAUGAGGAUGCUGGCUGUUAUUCUCCUGAUAGUCUUUUGGUUUCUCGUUGGCUGGACUUCUGCAAUAACCCAAAAUUUGGAGAGAAACAUCCCACUCAUUGGCCAAGGGCAAACAUCUGACCACCUGAUCUUCAAUAUGUGCCUCAUAGACCGCUGGGAUUACAUGAUGGCUGUUGCUGAAUUUUUAUUCCUCUUGUGGGGUGUUUAUCUCUGCUACGCAGUGCGGACAGUCCCAUCAGCAUUUCAUGAGCCACGUUAUAUGGCUGUUGCAGUUCACAAUGAGCUCAUUAUCUCUGCUAUAUUCCAUACAAUUAGAUUCAUUCUUGCUUCAAGACUUCAGUCUGACUGGAUGCUGAUGCUGUUCUUUGCACACACACACUUGACUGUGACAGUCACUGUUGGGCUACUUCUGAUCCCUAAGUUUUCACAUUCAAGCAAUAACCCAAGAGAUGAUAUAGCUACAGAAGCUUAUGAAGAUGAGCUUGAUAUGGGUCGAUCUGGAUCCUAUCUGAACAGCAGUAUCAAUUCAGCAUGGAGUGAACAUAGUUUGGAUCCUGAAGAUAUUCGGGAUGAGCUGAAGAAACUAUAUGCCCAACUUGAAAUCUAUAAAAGGAAAAAGAUGAUUGCUAAUAACCCACAUCUCCAGAAAAAAAGGUGCUCUAAAAAGGGCUUGGGGCGCUCGAUAAUGCGACGUAUUACAGAAAUCCCCGAGACGGUCACCAGGCAGUGCUCCAGGGAUGAGAAGGACCUGAUAGAGCACAGUGCUGUGAAGAACAUGGCCACACUGAGGAAAAACCCACAGGAUUCCAUGAGUUCUGCAAAGCCAAAAGAAGAGACUUUGAAAAACAGAGUCUUUUCCUUAAAAAAGUCCCACAGCACUUAUGAUCAUGUUAGGGAUCAAACAGAAGAACCGAAUAGCUUAACUACAGAAAGCGCAGAAGUUAUAGCUGCUGAGAAUUCGCUUCUGGACUCCUUGAAUGGUAACAAAUUAACCAAAAACACUCCUGAAAAAGUUGAAGCUGUCUCCACUGAAUCAGUCCCUUUGGUGUGCAAAUCAGUAAGUGCACAUAACUUAAGUGCCGAUAAGAAGCCUCUGCAUCCAAGAACAUCCGUGUUACAAAAAUCCCUCAGUGUUAUUGCUAGUGCCAAGGAAAAGACUCUGGGACUAACGGGUAAAACACAAAGUCUAGAAGAAAGCACUAAAUCUCAUAAAUCUCAACAGAAGGGUAAGGAGGCCAGCAAAAAGCACUCAGCCUCCGAUAAAGGGGAGCAUAAGGAUUCCCACCAGAAGAACUCUACCCACUCUGAGGAAACAAAGAAAACCCAUAAAUCUGGAAUUAUGAAACAGCAAAGGGUUAGUCAAACACCUGCAAAUCCAGACACAGGCCCAGGUAAGUCUCUGCACAAGGACAAUUUCGACAUAGGAGAAGUUUGUCCUUGGGAGAUAUAUGACCAAACUCCUGGUCCUGUGCCUUCUGACUCUAAAGUUCAAAAACAUGUGUCUAUUGCUUCCUCAGAGCCAGAGAAAAACCACCCUUCCCAGCCAAAGGGGAAGACGCAUCAUAAGGUGAAGACACCUGAGGGGUAUCAACAGUCAAAUCAAAAGAGCUCAGAGAAGGUGGAGGCAGCCACUCGGGAGACACAAGAGCAACAGGUCUUUGAAAAUGAGAAAAAACAGUCAAAUUCCAAGUCUCAGGUCUCCCCUGGGCUGAAGUGUGAGAAUGUUAAUAGGUAUACACCUAAUACCUGUGCUGGGGAGCGGGAGGAGCUACCCCAGAAAGCAGCAGAAAAGGAAAACCUCAAUAAAUUGGCAGAACAGAAAAAAAAUGCCUCUUCCGAGGAAAAUGUGCUUUCAUCUGACUCCCGUAAGCCAAGUAGUUACUUACAGCAACCUUUAGCGUCUCGAGCUGAAGUCUGCCCUUGGGAGUAUGAUACACCAGAUUUACCAAAUGCAGAAAGAAGUGUAGCUUUAUCGAACACCUCUGCUAUAAGUGCAAAUAAAACAGCAACACCUCGAAAAUAAGAGGCUUUUGGACUGAGGAGAGUAGCAACAUUGAGAAGAAGGACAACAGGAAAGACAGAGGGGACUUAGGCCAAAAGGAUCUGAAAAUUCCUAAGGAGCAUCACUUAAAUCAAGGGAAUCAGCACUACAAAUAAGUAGGAGUUAAGUAAAUUAUCAUUAAUGUUGUUAUUAUUUAUUUGUUGAGUGCCAACAAUGUGAUUAGCAGUGCCCGGAAUAUGGUCCCUGCUCCAAGGAUUUUACUGUGUCAAUGAAAGAAACCUGCCUUUGUGAAAUCACUUCUCUUUUAAAAGAAAAAAAAAUAUGGCGGUAACAAACGCACAGUGUAGAUCUUAACCGAAUUAUUUCUGAAUGCCGCAACUGGCUUUAACUUGCCCUUGGGACUUUAAAGAUCCAGCAGAAGUAGGGCACAGAAAAUGUCCUGAUGGCAAAAAGGGGUAUCAAUGAGCAGCUUAUUAAAAUGACGACGUUUCACUUUAUGUAUUUAAUCUAGAUAGCACUGCUAACUCAAUGCAUCCCAAAAAUACAUUUUAUAUAAUGAUUGCUCUCAUUUUCUUAUUACUGUGUGUUUAAGUACAUUGUUGUGUCUCAUAUUAAAGCAUUCCAGAUUGUAUAAUUUUUGCAAAUAACUUUGAUAUUAUGUGACACAACAACACAUUUAUGCAAUCUGCAGAUACUUUCUUCUAAUUGCAAGUUAAAAUACCUGCUGUAGACUUUUUUGUUUAUAUAUAGAAUUGCAGUAAUCUUUCACUGGCUAUGGAAGCCGUAAUUCAUAUCGGGAAAUUCCUUUGGGCUUUGGAGAUUUUUUUUUUUUCCUUUCCUGUGAUUUAUAUAGUGAAUUUUUUUGUUUACUCUCUGUUAUUUAAAUUUAUAGUUUGAUACUGUAUUAUUCAGGGGUUUUAUACGCAGUAAGUUACUUGUUAUGCUCUUCCCUGUUAAUGCUCAUAGACUUUGUUAAUAGUGGAAAUUCAGUCGUCUUAGCUGCAUAUUCUGGUAAGUCUUAGGACAACUUAUCUGUUGUUUGUUACUAAUUGGAAAAUAUCAUCUAACAAACCAGAAUUCUUACUUUAAACAUCGACGGUGAUGAUCUUGUUCAGUAUUUCAUACUGAGCAUAUCCUGCUAAAUAAGACAAGCAAGAAUGACAACGAAUAUACCCCAGAAAUGAUCACCUGUUUUACUAAAACCAGACAACUCUGGGAAAUAUAUUAGCUAGCUCAUAUAGAACAACAGUGUACUGUUUAUCCCUGUUGGCAAACCUCAAAAAUUGGCCUCUGGAGUGAGGAGAGAAGUCCAAAAUAUUACUCUUCCCCCAUAUAUGCAAUUGUAAGAGAUAGUGGGAAUGGAAAUGAUGGCAUCUCUCUCCCACUCUCCAAAAUGCUUUGAUUUUUUUUUUUUAAUUUAU
This is a messenger RNA of Gymnogyps californianus (California condor), 4964 nucleotides long. RefSeq names its product G protein-coupled receptor 158 (gene GPR158). NCBI's taxonomy places the organism in Eukaryota, Metazoa, Chordata, Aves, Accipitriformes, Cathartidae. Gene Ontology annotation, molecular function: G protein-coupled receptor activity. Gene Ontology annotation, cellular component: membrane. The transcript has 11 exons. Bases 1 to 3564 code for a protein of 1187 amino acids. Gene Ontology annotation, biological process: G protein-coupled receptor signaling pathway. The record is from RefSeq and is a predicted model, not a curated record.